AUGGACGGGGUCGCCAUCCCUGGCGGGGCGGCCGCCUUGCCGGCCUGGGUGGUGCUGGCGCUGGAGGCCGCGGCCUACCUGGGGCCAGGGUGGGGCCCAAGGCAGGCUGCCUGCCCUGACAUCACGUGCCCCGCCUGCCCGGCGUGUCCAGAGGCGGCAGCCUGCCCUGAGGCCGUGGCUUGCCCGGCUUGCGAGCCGCCUCCCUGCGCGGCCUGCCCGGCCUGCGAGCCGCCUCCGUGCGCGGCGUGCCCUGCCUGUGAGGCUAGGGCGUGCCCGGCGGCGACGGCGGGCGAGAAGGCGGUCGAGAAGCUGGUUGGAGCGCUGCUCGGAGGGCGAGUGCUGCUGCACUACGUGGCAGAGGGAGAGUGGGUCAUCUUGACCCCCGACGGGGACAUCUACGUGGAGGACAUGAGCUGCGAGAACCCCGAGACGGGGCCCUCGCGGGCCUUCCCGCUGGCGCUGCGGACGCGGAAGAUGCGGAGGCUGUAUCGCUUUCGAGAGGCCCUGGGGCCCGACGAGCUGGCCGACGCGCUGACACGGGGCUGGCAGGCGGCGCUGGAGAUAGACGCCGCCCUGCCCGAGCCGAGGGAGGCUGUGGCUGUGAGCGGCCAGCGAGUCUCGUGGCAGGAGGCCUCGGGCAGGCUGUCGGCCGCGGAGCGGGCCAACCUGCUGCGCUUGGGCAUGGCCGUGGCUCGCCUAGGCGGGAAGCUUCUGGAGGCUCCUGUGGCUGGUCAGGCCUGGAUCGCCCUCAGCGGCGGGCCCGGCGUCGCGGUCGGGUCGGAGGUCGUCGUGACGGACAGCGAGGGCCUGAGCUUCGAGGGCGGGCCCGAGCCUUUCGGCGUGCUGAGGACCUCCGACGGCAGCAUGGUGCGACUCGUUCGUCUGGAUGCUGGAGCAGCCCCAGGACGCGUGAGCGAGGAGGCCGCGGUCUGGCAAGACCUAGGCAGAGGCCAUGGCCGUGCCGCGGGGCCCGAUCGCCGACGCGCUGAAGCCGCGUUGCCACUCGAGGAUGAUGGCCCCGUUGAGCGUGUCGGCGGCGCUGCUACGCCCGAGCUGGCGCUGCCUCCCGUGGCGGAGCCGCUGGGGGAGGAGAGAGACGCCGACGCCCGCGCGCUCUGGGUUGACAACGACGAGCAGGGCGAGCGUUUCAAGCGAUGGCGGGACGUGGUAGGUGAGUCGAGGCAGGAGCACUACCCGGACGCGAAGGGCGGGGUAUACGAUCAGCUGAACAUGGGCGGCCUCAUGAUGGUGGAGGUGUUGACUCGCCGAGUCGCCGCUGUGGUGGAUGCCUACUCGGACCCGACCAAGCCGAGCUGGACGAACACACGCUUCUUCGAGGGCGUGAGCUCGGUGGAGGACGUCUCGGGGCCAGAGCUCAGGGGCUACGUCGAGCGCGUACACUACGUGGGGCGCCUGCAGAGACAGUCGACGGAGCAGAAGGAGCUGGAGGUGACGCAGCAGGCGCGGGGCGCGGUGGCGGCCGAGGCGGCCGCGGGCGCGGCCGGGCCAGGGGCGUCGCCUCCACGGGGUCAUGACGGCCCCCGGGGCCGGGGGCUCCAGCCCCACCCCCGGGCCCUUUUCGCCGGGGCACGACGGUGGCCGACUGCCGCCCUCGCGUGGAGCCCGCAGUUUCUUGCCGCUCCCGCUGCUGGGCGGUGCAGGCCGCCGAAUUCGCGGCAGGUCGCGCAGGGCGAGGCAGUUCGGCCGAGAGGGUCGGAUUGCGUCGGAGGUCAACGGUAUAUCGUCGAGGCCAUCAACUGGAUGUCGGGCUACGACUCGCACCCUGGCCCAGCCAAUGACAUGCAGCGGGAUGUGCUUGAGCGCUUCGAGGGCCUCGUGCGGGGCCGGCAGCCGGACGCCAAGUUGCAGGAGCCGCAGGCGGCCCUUCGGGAGCUGCUGCGGGGUCGCUCGCCAUGCGAUGGGCGCGGCGGCCCGACGACGGUCGCCUCCUACAGUGCAGGGCUCGUCAGCAUGCCGACGGACGUGAGCGACUGCCCGCGUUUGGAGGACCUCUUGCCUGGCGAGGCCCUUACCUUCCUGCAGGAGCGCCAAGAGCGCAUGCUACGAGAGACACCUUUGCCGACCGAUGUCGAGCCGUACUUCGACUCGGUCCUCAAAUUUAACCACAAGGAGUACCGCGGCCUGGUGCGUCGGCUUCUGUCAGCUGGCAUCCUGGGGUGGACUCUGUCACCGAAAGAGAGGAUUGGGAUGUUUUUUGUGUGGAAGGAUGGGCGGCGCCGACUUCGUCUCAUAGUCGACGCCCGCCGUACUAACGCCCACUUCAGAGACCCACCUGGGGUAGAGCUAUUGAGCAGUGAGGGCCUCGCCAGGAUCGAGGUUCAGAUGCCAGACUCUGGCUUCUCGAGCUACGAGGACCUCCGCGCCGCGUCGCAUGCGCAGCAGGUGUACAUCGGCAUGGCGGACGUGAAGGACUGCUUUCAUCGAAUGCGUAUCGAUUCAGCCCUUUCGCAGUACUUCUGCCUGCCGCCAGUCAAGGCUGGGGCCUUUGGCGUGUCCGAGGUCGAGGGGACCAAGGAAGUCAGGCACUAUGUAUACGUGGACAACUUGGGGGUCUUUUCGCUGUUCUCCGAGCUUGUGAGCGGCGUGAUGAACCAGCUCACGGGCGAGUUCACCGAGCUGAACCUACUGUUGCGCAAGGACGAGCUGGUGCCGGGCAUGGCAGUGGCGCUUGGCGCGGAGAUUGACGGCAACCGGUUGCGCGCACGUGUGACCAGUGAUCGCUUUUGGCGUUGCCGCCAGGCCGUGCGAGGCCUCCUAGCCCGCCGCCGUGUCAAGGGGUGGGCCGUGGAGGCGGUGCUGGGCCAUCUGACCUUUUGUGGCCUCUGCUCGCGCGGCACUUUGUCAGCUUUCAAUUCAGUGUGCGGUUUUGUGCGAGCCCACUACGACGAGGCGGCCGUGCUAUGGGCCGAGGCUCGACAAGAGCUGGCCGCCUUCAGCUCCCUGAUGUACUUUUUGGAGUCAGAUUGGUGGCUGCCUUGGAAUCCGAUGGUGCAGCAGUCUGACGCCAGUCUUCAUGGCUACGGGCUGGCAAGAGCCUUUUGGCCGCGGGAGCUGGUGGAGUCAGUCGGACGCGUGCCUGAGCGAGCCCGCUUCCGCCGGCGCUGCGCCCACAGUGCUCGAGAGGCGGCGCUCUGUGCAGCUGGUUUCAGCAUGAGUGAGAGUGGAAAAUGGGAACUCAAGGGUCUUCCCGAGGACGAGGAGGAGCUGGGCCAGUGGGACGUCGUGAGGGACUUCCCGGAGGUGCCCGCUCGGGGGCUCCGCGCAGGCCUUUGGGAGCCCUGUUUCGCGAGAGCCUGGCAACACCCCGAGGGCAUCCUGACCUUGGAGGCCAGGCGAGGCGCGCGGCCUGGGGCGGGCCGCCCGGAGCCUGGCCUGCAGCCUCCAGCCCGCGGCCAGGGGGCGAGGCGCACGCGGCAGCUGGUCCCUGCGCCGCCGAUAGCGCCGCUGCCGCUGCCGGCAGCUCGGCGGGAGCGUCAGCUGGGCGAGUCGGGGCUCUUGAAGACAGCUGUGCUGAGCCGACCCCUGCCGCGGAGCCUGGGGCAGGUGGUGGAGGACCUGACGAAGGUGCCUGUGCCAGCGGAGCCCGUUCGGGGAGCGCGAGAGAGCGUCGGCUCCUCCGACAGCGGGAGCUCCGAGCCCGAGGUCGUGACCGGCGCCGCGCGGCUGCGCAGGCUCGCGCAGUCGCAGAAGCGCCGUGCUCGCCACUACGGGACGCCUGCCGACGAGGAGGGUUUCUCUCUCCUGGAGCGGGAGGCCGUGCGGACCCCGACGCAGCGCGAGUACCAGAGGGCCUGGGACGGAUGGCGGGACUUUGCCCGUCGAAGCUGGCCCUCGGUCGACAUCGACGAGGUCAUGAAGAGCAGAGACGAUUCCGAGGUGGACUCGGCGUUGGUGAGCUACCUGAACGGCCUGUACCACGCCGGGACUCACCUCUCCUGGGCCGAGAAGCUGAUGGCGGGGGUGUUGCAUUUCAACCCCGACUUCUCGCGCUACGGAGCUCGGCGCCUCCCCCGGGGCUGGAGAUGCCUCCGGCCUUGGCGGCGCCUGGAGCCGCCGCGGACGAGGAAGCCGUGGCCGCUGGCUCUGUGGCGCGCUAUGGCGUGGCGCAUGAAGGCCCGUGGCAGUCUUCAAAUGGCGGUGUUCACGUUGAUAGCAGUCAGCGUGUAUGCUCGCCCCAGCAGCCUUUUGCUCCUGAAGCCGGCCUGCCUGGUGCCGCCGGCGCCGGGAGUGUGCGAGUUCUGGACCUUGAGGCUCUUUCCAGAGGAGGAGGACCUGAGGGACAAGACGGGCCUGGGGGACGUGUCGCUAGAGUUAGACUCGCCUUGGAUUCGCUUCUUGGACUCUGUGCUGCGCCAGAUGAAGAAGGAAGGCCACCCCGAGUGCCUGUGGAACUUCACGUACCCAGAGUACUGCAAGAUGUUCAGCCUGGCCUCCAAGACCUGCAG
Messenger RNA from Prorocentrum cordatum, 4466 nucleotides. The record is from the annotation of a GenBank genome assembly. NCBI's taxonomy places the organism in Eukaryota, Dinophyceae, Prorocentrales, Prorocentraceae.